Carassius auratus (goldfish) is the source of this 6735-nucleotide messenger RNA. Its product is annotated as probable cation-transporting ATPase 13A3. Lineage: Eukaryota; Metazoa; Chordata; Actinopteri; Cypriniformes; Cyprinidae. Bases 125 to 3895 code for a protein of 1256 amino acids. The record is from RefSeq and is a predicted model, not a curated record. The transcript has 33 exons. Gene Ontology annotation, cellular component: late endosome membrane. Gene Ontology annotation, biological process: intracellular calcium ion homeostasis; polyamine transmembrane transport. Gene Ontology annotation, molecular function: ATP binding; ATPase-coupled monoatomic cation transmembrane transporter activity; ATP hydrolysis activity.
GAGUCCAGGUCUGUGGUGAAAGAGCGAGAUAGAGACCUCUUUAUAGGUGAAAGGAUUGCCCAGGGCCACAGCGCCCAGAAUCUGAAGGAGAGCAGCAGUUAUCCAGGCAGGACUAAAGAUCAGGAUGGAGAAGGAAGAUCUGAAGAUUGUCAACAAGGGUUUAGAGGAUGAAAUGGAGCUGAGCGGGUAUCGGCUGUGCCGAUGGAAGCUGGUUCUGGUGGGUUUGGGUGGUCUCUGUACAGGAGGUUUUCUCUUCCUGCUGCUCUAUUGGAUGCCUGAAUGGUGUGUGAAGGCCACCUGCACACGGACCACCGUCAGAGACGCAGACGUCGCCCUCUUACGAAGCACUGAUGAGUUCAAACGCUGGUUUCGAGCCAGGAUUCGGAUAAUGCUGGCCCCUGGGAAAGACCCUUAUGACAACCAGGCCUCUCAAACCGCCUCCCCUCAGGCCAGUGACCACACCCACAACCCCUCUGACUCCGCCCCUGGGAAAAUCACCAGGAAUCCAGAGGACCAGCAUGUGCCGACACGUUAUUUUACCCUACACAGCACUAAAUACUUUUGGAACGACUCCAUCCAGAACUUUGAAGUAUUGACAGGCCUGGAAGAUAUGAGCAUGACCUGCUCAUCCGUUCACUCAAAGCACAGCGCCGGGCUCAACAAAAACCAGCAGGAGUACAGGAGAUUUUUUUUCGGACUCAAUGAAAUAGACGUGAAAGUGCCUUCUCUUUUCAAGCUGCUAAUUAAAGAGGUCCUCAAUCCUUUCUACAUCUUCCAGCUCUUCAGUGUUAUCCUGUGGUGUAGUGAUGAAUACUAUUACUACGCAAUGGCCAUAAUUUUCAUGUCCGUCAUAUCAAUAGCUACCUCUCUCUAUACUAUUAGAAAGCAAUAUGUAAUGCUACACGACAUGGUGGCAGCACACAGUACUGUUCGAGUUACAGUCUACAGGGGCGAAAAUGAAACCGAGGAAGCCCUGUCCACAGACUUGGUCCCUGGCGAUGUCAUCGUCAUCCCCAGCAACGGGACCAUCAUGCCCUGUGAUGCAGUGCUCGUCUGUGGAACCUGCAUUGUUAAUGAGAGCAUGCUUACAGGUGAGAGUGUUCCAGUUACAAAGACUGACCUUCCAAACCCUCAACGGGACAAGAAGGGUGGGGAUGGAGACGCCAUUUACAGCACAGAGGAACACAAGAGACACACACUCUUCUGUGGCACAAACGUCAUACAGACCCGCUACUACACGGGAGAAAUGGUCAAAGCUGUGGUGGUCCGGACAGGUUUUAGCACUGCUAAAGGGCAGCUGAUCAGCUCUAUCCUGUACCCAAAACCCACAGAUUUUAAGCUGUACCGGGAUGCCUACCUGUUCCUGCUGUGUUUGGUGGCCAUUGCCAGCAUCGUCUUUUUCUAUUCUUUGGUCAUGAAAAUCAUAAAUCAGGAACCAGUAAAGGAAAUCAUAGUCAAGUCUCUGGACAUCAUUACUAUCACAGUGCCCCCUGCACUGCCGGCAGCCAUGACAGCGGGCAUCGUCUAUGCUCAGCGGCGCCUCAAGAAAGUGGGGAUAUUCUCCAUCAGCCCACAAAGAAUCAACAUCUGUGGGCAGCUGAACCUGGUGUGCUUUGACAAGACGGGCACCCUCACAGAAGAUGGCUUGGACAUGUGGGGAAUUCAACGAGCAGAAGAUGGCAGAUUCCAGCAUUCAGAAGAAAAAGCAGAUGAUAAGAGCUUAGUAACAACCAAGUUUGUGUCCUGCAUGGCCACCUGUCACUCCCUCACCAAGAUUGAGGGUCAGCUCUCUGGAGAUCCACUAGACCUCAAGAUGUUCGAGGCCAUAGGCUGGACUUUGGUGGAAGCUACAGAAGAGGAGACGGCUCACCAUGACCGCAUUGAACUCACUUACGUAAAACCACCCAGUCAGCUUCUGCCGCCUUCAGUCACAUCACCUGAACAGGACCUGGAACUCUCUGAACUCUAUGAGCUCUCGGCGUCAUAUAUGAUUGGUAUCGUGCGGCAGUUCUCCUUCUCCUCUGCUCUGCAGAGAAUGAGCGUGGUUGUCCGACAGAUCGGAGAGAGACGGAUGGACGCCUAUCUGAAAGGAGCUCCAGAGGUCGUGGCAAGCCUGUGUAAGAAAGAAACAGUACCAGAAGAUUUUGCAGAGGUUCUGGAGGACUACACCAAACAGGGCUUCCGGGUCAUCGCGCUGGCACACAGACGGCUGGAAUCCAAACUUACAUUUCAUAAAGUGCAGAACAUUAACCGGGAUCAAAUUGAGAAAAAUAUGGAUUUUCUGGGUUUGAUCAUCAUGCAGAACAAGCUGAAAACGGAAACUCCAGGUGUGCUGGAAGAUCUACGACGUGCCAACAUACGUACCGUUAUGGUCACAGGUGACAACAUGCUGACGGCCAUCUCCGUGGCACGAGACUGCGGCAUGAUUCAGCCACAAGACCGAGUCAUUAUUGCAGAUGCUCUGCCCCCUAAAGACGGCCAGGCUGCUAAGAUCACCUGGCACUACGCCGACAAACCCAGCAAACUCUCGAACAAGCCCACCAAACUAGAGGAGAUGGAGAUUAUUAUGGAAGACGGGAAUUCUGUGGAUGAGAUGAAACCUCAGGAACAGUAUCACUUUGCCAUGAGCGGCAAAUCAUUUGCUGUGAUUACUGAACAUUUCCAGGACCUGCUCCAGAAGCUGGUGCUUCAUGGAACCGUGUUUGCAAGGAUGGCCCCCGACCAGAAGACUCAGCUUGUUGAGACAUUAGAAAGUGUAGACUAUUUUGUUGGAAUGUGUGGAGAUGGAGCGAACGACUGUGGGGCACUGAAGAGAGCUCAUGCUGGGAUCUCUCUAUCAGAGCUGGAGGCUUCAGUGGCUUCUCCAUUUACCUCCACGACUCCCAGCAUCACCUGCGUGCCCAAUCUGAUCAGGGAGGGCAGAGCGGCUCUCAUCACUUCCUUCUGUGUGUUUAAGUUCAUGGCUCUGUACAGUAUUAUUCAAUGCUUCAGUGUCGCCCUUCUCUACUCCAUUGGCAGCAACCUGGGCGACUUCCAGUUUCUCUUCAUCGAUAUGGCUAUCAUUCUUUUAAUUGUCUUCACUAUGAGUUUGAAUUCUGCAUGGAAGGAGCUUGUCGCCCGGAGACCUCCCUCCGGUCUCGUCUCAGGUCCUCUCCUCUUCUCAGUUCUGACCCAGAUUUUAAUUUGCCUGGGUUUCCAGAUCAUGGCCUUCCUCUUGAUCCAAGAAUUGGACUGGUACUCAGAACCAGAUUUCUACAACUGCUCUGCUCCGCAUCACAUGGAUAACGCCACUGAAGAAGAAGAAGAGGCUGAAGACACAAUCAUGAGCGAUGUGAACACCACUCUCUUCUUCGUCUCCUCUUUUCAGUACCUCAUUGUUGCCAUUGUUUUCUCCAAAGGAAAACCCUUCCGGCAGCCCAGCUACAAGAACUGGCCAUUUGUACUCUCUGCUUUAAUUCUCAUCGGUUUCCUGUUUUUCAUCUUGUUUGUCCCAAUCUCUGGAAUUUAUGAAUUUUUAGAGAUUGUAUGUGUUCCUUUGAGCUGGCGUGUGUAUGUGGUGCUCAUCGUGCUGGGGAACACCCUGGUGUCUGUCUUCAUCGAGACUGUCGUGCUUGACGUCAUCUUAUGGAAGCAUGUGUUCAGCAGAGACAAGCAGGGCAGCUAUGGCGUCUCCCCUGCAGGCCCGACACCACAGGUAGGAAUAGACAUGUUUGGAACGAAAUGGCUCUCCUGGCUCUGCUGCCGGCAGAAAAAAGUGCCCAAGGCUCGGUACAUGCACCUGGCCCAAGAGCUGAGCGUGGACCCUGACUGGCCUCCCAAACCUAAGAGCACUACUGAAGCCAAACCCUCCUCUGAUGCGGAUGACUGCUCCUACCAGAUCGAGGCCGUUUCCUAGCGUUUCAACCGACACACUCAUUACCGCAGGUCUAAACCACCUUUAAACAAAUGAAUUGAUUUUGUUAAAAGAGAUAGGAAAGACACCAAAAAACCUGCAAAUGAGAGUUUGUAUUAGCACCUCAAAGAUAUCUUUAGGUGAUUCAACGUCUCUCUUCUUUGAUUUUUCUUUUUUUUUUUUUCUGCUCAAGAUUAUAAUUUUUUUAGUGGGCUGGGCUCGCAGGCUGGGAACUGUGGAAGCCCCGCCCACACGGGAAUUCGGUUCGUCACCGCUAUCCCCUUAAGACAUCAAGUAGACCGCAAAAUGAUUGAACUCUACCAAAUGUGGCUCUUUGCGUCACCUUCUCCAUGAUUUCAUGGACCUGGUGGCUCUCUUACGGAUAUCAGCUCUUCACUGGAUUUUAAGCGAUGUCCUGUUAUGUAGUCGGUAGCGCAUCAUCUCCACAGGCUGCGCGGCAGAGGCUGCAUGCGAACGCUUUGAAACCAUCGCUGCAUGCAGAACAAUCCAAACUUUAGUGGCUCACAGAAUCCACAAUCCAGCUUCAUUACCAGCCAGCUCUAUUUAGAUCUAUAGAAUUACACAUGCUCUUUACUUUUCAUAUCUCUUCCCAUGGAAGAAUCGGGGCAGGGAGAGGAAGUGAGGAAGGCUAAACAUUGUGAAAGUCAUUUGUGUUUUGUUCACCUCUCCCAACGCAGUGUCCAGUGAUAGGGUUUGAUUUGGUCCAUCCUGAAACUUAUUACCAAUUUUUGUUGAAAACUGUGUCAGAGGUCCUGGUUUAUUCAGCAUCAUCAUAUUUGCAAUGAGGCAUUUCUAAGAGUUGCAUUGGGAAUCGGCUGGAAGGGGCUCAUGGCGCAUUGAUUGUUCACAUAGAAAUUUAGGGCACAUUCAUUAGGAAAAUGUACAAAUGAUAGAGCUUUAAACUGGAGUCUUUGUUUGAAAUAGGGGACUAUCUGAAAAUUGUAUUUUCUCAUUUUUCAAUCCAAAUCAAAUCAUGCUCCCAAUGAAAUCACUCAAAAUUGGCCAGAUGACAGUAUUACUUGUGCAUGACUUUUUAACGGUUUUGCUGCUAAUCUAUGAAAAAAGCAACUUUUCAAAAAAAUCUGAAGGUUCGAAAUGUUGCAGAUGAUCCCUUUCAUUCUUUCAAAUAUGUUUUACUUGCAUAAUGUAUGCAGUGCAGUUCAACUAUCCCUAACUUUUGCAGGCUUGUCUCAGUGUAUGUUUUUUGGUUUAUUUGUUUGCUUUUUGAAGGAAAUAAUGUUUUAUAUAUAUAUAUAUAUAUAUAUAUAUAUAUAUACAUGCAUACAUACACACAUACAUACACACAUACACACACACACACACACACACACACACACACACAUAUAUAUAUCUGACAGUUUGUAUUGUUGCAUGUGGAGUUUUGGUCAGUCACUUAGGUUGGUGUCUUUUUUAUUUUAUUUUUUGUUUUGCAUUUUACACAAUUUCAAAUGGAAAAUGAUUAAUAGUAACAUUUCACUAUUAAAAAAUACAUUGCAUGUCUAUUGGGCUUCUCUUCAUUUAAUUAAUAACAUGUGAGGUAAUACAAUUAGUAAACAUAUUAAAGAUAUGUUUUACACAAACCUUAAAAUGUCCAUACAGUACAUCCUACAAUCUGAUCAAAGGUUUUCUUCCAUGUUUGCAUUUAUUUAUUGUUUGGAUUUCAAAUUGAUGUUGAUUUAUUUUACUGUACGGGCCAGUUUAAUCUGACAAAGGGCUGAAUCUGUCUCUGUAUUUAAUGCUCCAUUUCUGCAAUACUUUGGUACUGUUUGUUUUAUGAAAUGGUAUUGAUCAUCUUAAAUGAUUGCAGUGUGUUCUUUUCAUCUGUGUUUGUCCGAUUAUUGUAUUCCUAUGCUUGUUUCUUUCAUAAAUGUGUGUUUGCUGUGCAUUCCUUGAACGAGGCAACAAAAAAAUCACCUUGCUUUUUAUUGACCUGGGUGAGACGAUCAGUUACAUGAUGUAUCAGUUUUGUGAGCUAUCUCCUCAAAAUAUCUGCUCGCACCAUCUACUGACCCCGGAUGAUAAACAAACACAACAAUCUUUGUCUUUUUUAAAAAACCUGUAUGUCCUUAACUAAUGUGAACGUAAUACUGAAUGAUUUUGGGAUUGGAGAAUGUUAAAUUAUUUUCUUUUUUAAUUAUUGUUCUUGUUGAUGCUAAGUUUAUUUCAUUUUUUUAUUUAAAUAGUUUUGCUUUGCUUUCUGAACUGUGUGGUGUGGCAAUCAGUUUCUCUUCCUCUAGGAGGCAGUAGGUUGCUUGAGAACAUCAUUUAAUCCGGUCACAAUAACAGACCUGCACCUUAUGCGCAUUUCUUUUGUUUCUGUUCACUUUUCCACCUUCAAUACGCACUGAAAUAUGUUAUGUCGUUCGUUAUGGUCCAUAGCAAUCAUUUAUGUUUCAUUUGUUUUUUGCAAUGUCCAUGUCAUCUGUAUAUCAUAUCUGCAGUUCACACAGAAAUAAGUGUGUUUGAUUACUGGAGGUCAUUCAAUACACAAUGUUACUCCUUGCUUUCAUUUUGUACCGUAUGUCAUGCUCAUUUCCAUUUUCUGCUUCUUUUAAAGCUGGAGUGGUGAAUUUCCUCAGGGAAAUGUGUGUGUUUGUAAUGAUGAAUGCUAAAUGCUAAAUAAAUACGUCUGGAAAAGUCAUGCGAGUCAGAUUCUUGGAGAUGUUCAGUAAAUUCUAAAUCCCACCACGUUUUAUUUUUGUAGCGAUGUGAAUGUCAUAGCACUUUUUUAUACACAUGUAAUUUAUUUUUAAAAAUUGUAAGUUGUCCUGCUUUUCUCCCUUAUUAAAUGCUCUGUAAUAAAUGUCACAAACAGAAGUUUA